Messenger RNA from Meleagris gallopavo (turkey), 3058 nucleotides. Lineage: Eukaryota; Metazoa; Chordata; Aves; Galliformes; Phasianidae. The record is from RefSeq and is a predicted model, not a curated record.
GGGUGUUUGUGUGUGUAUAGCGUGGGUAUGGCAUGCUCUGGGGCUGUGCUGGACGGUCCCCCGGCGUUCCCUGCCACUCGUGGGUUGCUCGUUCUUAUUGCAGUGGUUCUUGACCCUCUGCCACUGACUGUCCUCUGCUUUCCUUUCCCCCAGCAAGGAGAGCUGAACUCCUUCCUCUGGACCAUCCGCCGCGACCCCCCCGCCUAUCUCUUCGGCACCAUCCACGUGCCCUACACGCGGGUGUGGGAUUUCAUCCCCGAUAACUCUAAGGCCGCUUUCCACGCCAGCUCCAGCGUCUACUUCGAGCUGGAUCUCACCGAUCCCUACACCAUCUCGGGGCUGGCCAGCUGCCAGAUGCUGCCCCACGGGGAGAACCUGCAGGAUGUGCUGCCCCGUGAGCUUUACCGCCGCCUCAAACGCCACCUGGACUACAUCAAGCUGAUGCUACCCCACUGGAUGACCCCGGACCAGCGGGGCAAAGGGCUCUAUGCUGACUACCUCUUCAACGCCAUCGCCGGCAACUGGGAGCGCAAGAGGCCCGUCUGGGUGAUGCUGAUGGUGAACUCCUUGACAGAGACCGACAUCCGCUCCCGAGGAGUGCCGGUGCUUGAUCUCUACCUCGCCCAGGAGGCUGAGAGGAUGAAGAAGACGACGGGCGCGGUGGAGAGGGUGGAGGAGCAGUGUCACCCGCUGAACGGGCUCAACUUCUCUCAGGUAAGGAGGCUUCUGGGCCUCGUGGGUUGUUCCAGGCGGUUGGAGCCACUCUCCUAUUUCAGCUGCUUUACUGAGGUGAACCUGAAACCUGUUGCGGUGAGGUGUGUUGCGGUGUGGGCCUUUGCAUUGGGCUGCUGGAUCUCCGUCGUGCUGCCUGCAGAGAGCUGUGAUGUGCACAGCAAGCUCUGUGCAUCUAUCAUGUGUAUUAUUUAUUGGAGAGGCAAAUGUGCAGGGUGUGAAUGUGUGUGUCUGCUGGCUUGUCACUUGCGAGGGAAGCUUCCGCGCCUCUCCUCAGUUGACGGAGUUGAGUAAAAAGUGCUUUUUUGUUUGUUUGUUUUUAAAUAAGGCAGCUCUGCGGUGCUUGUCACGAAGAGGAUAAAGCAUGAACAAUGGAAAUAGAAAUUCAGCAAUUGUUAAAUAGAUUUAAGUAUGUGCAAACUGUCGGUUGUCUUUUAAUAGUUACUGCGGGUCAGAAGAAAUGGGCACAUGUUGUCCUUGUGGUCUAUGGGAAAUUAAAUGCUCAAGCUGUAUGGACUUUUUUCAUUUUAGAACAGGUAAAGUUCAGAAAAAAGGAAAAGGAUGUAGAUUAAGAAACAAAAGUUAUUGGUGUAACUGGAGUCCAGAAUUUUUUUAGUGGAUUUAGCUUUAAACAACCAAAUACUAAGCCAUAAGGUCUAUUUCAUUUCAGUGGAUUAAUCAGGAACACAGGCACGGCUAUUGACUUUGCUUUGUGAAACUGUUUAUACGAAAUCAGAUUUACUAGAAAUUCAGGAAAUGAAUGUGUGUGGAAGAAAACAAAUAAUCCAGAGGAAAUUUAAAAUGGUGUCAGUUACGGUUACAGUUUUUCAUUUUUAACCUUCCUUUCAGCAUUAAUUUUAAAUCAGUUCUUUCCAGCUGUAACUUACUGUCCUAGUUUGAGCAAAAGAAUUCUUGGUGAUGUGCAAGUAAGGAUUAAAGACUGAUCUUUGGUGUGAUUAAAUGUCCUUAGAGUGCCUUCUCCCCUAUAGUGGGGACUCUCUGAAGAGUCCAGCUUACACUUACAUAUGAUUCAUCUGGUGUUCUCAGCUAGGGGACUAACUCUGCCUGUGGACUGCAUAGGAGAAGAUUGGUUGCGUACAGUUUUGGGGUAAUUACAAGAAGGAUAAAAAAAAUCUAAAAAGCCCCCUGAGUGUUGGAAUGGUUUGCAUGCGUGCAAAGCAAGGAAUUUGUUUUACUUUAUUCUGUUUAAAAGGUGUAAGUGCCUAUCCUUGCUUCUGAACUCCUUCUUCAAGGUGAGGUAAAAAUAAUUAACCACUGCAAACACCCAGUAGCAUGUGGUUGUAUAGGUCAGAAAUGGAAGUUAGAACCAAGCAAGUGAAAGCACUUGGUUAAAGAUGUACCUUUUGGAAAACUUCUAGAAAUGAAUCAUAUUGCACUCUUUUUAGAUGAGAGAGCAGUGAGAGGGACAGGAAAAGGGAGAGAGUAUCACACUCAACUGCUGAUCUCACCAUAACUUUGUUUUACUCUCACUUGCUAUGUUUUAAGCAGAAACAGAAGUUUCCCCUUCAUUUUAAUAGACUAGAAAAGAACGGCCAAACUAUCAGUGCCGCCAGCAAAUAAAGGCAAAUUAUCUAUGCAAAAAAGUUUGUGUCGAUACAAAAAAUUACGUUGUAAUUAUUGCAGAGAAUUGACGUUGCUACUUCUGCACAUUGGCGUUCUGGGGAAUUUUUCAUAGACAGAAGCUUUUUCUGGGAACAAGGCCACCAGAACACCAUGAGACAACGUUAAGCAAAACCACCCAGUUAUUUAUUUUCUCACUUCCUCGAGAUUUCAUGCAUCCUGACACCUGGCUGCUUGGUUAACAAUAGUAAUUUGUAAAGUUAUCAUGCUGUCUGGCAGUCCUACUGCUCGGUGUAUUACUGUGCUAAUUUAGUGGAGUGGAUUGCUAUUGCUAGGUUUCACCUCCUAAUUCCACAUCUUAGAGCCUUCCUUAAGCAACACAUAAUUAAAACACACUAAAAUGGAAAUCAGAAAUUGAGCAGCUUUUGUCUUGUAGGGUGUUUGCACAGUUUGAUGGGAACAGCUGUGAUAAAUUACGGUCCUGAAUCUGCUAAGGGCAUCAGCAGUUUUUACCUGUCUUCAGCAUUACUGUUACAGGGAUACUGCUUGUAAUUCCAGCAUUUAGAGUUCAGGUUUUAAAAUGGAGCCUUGCUGAACCGUGUCACUGCUUUUGUUUCCCCCAUCCCCAAAGUCCAGUAUUUUUGCCCUUAGCAAAUUAAAGAAGAAAAAGGCUUUUUUACUUCUCCCCCUCAAAGGCAGCUUUGUGCUACUGCAAAUAUUUAAUCUGACUGCACGCACCGAAUCU